Drosophila elegans is the source of this 920-nucleotide messenger RNA. Its product is annotated as peritrophin-55. NCBI's taxonomy places the organism in Eukaryota, Metazoa, Arthropoda, Insecta, Diptera, Drosophilidae. The record is from RefSeq and is a predicted model, not a curated record.
UGGAGCUGGCUGGAAUGCAUCAGUGAUCGGUGAGCCGAGUUAGCAGCCAGACGCAUUCCUUCUCCAGUCUCGCAAGGAACGAAAACGAAAAGCAUCGUCAACAUGAAAGCCGUGAUCUUUGCGCUUGCCGCCUUGGUGGCCGUCAAUGCCCAGACUUCCCAGUCGUGCUCGAGGGUCCCGGAGUACACGGAAACGAUCUCGCCCGUCGUUUGCCCACAGCCGAAGUUGAGGCUGCCCAACUACGAGAACGUGCAGACCUACUACCAAUGCGCGGCCACCGCCAACGCCAGGGGCGAGGUGCUCUCCACUUUGACCAACUGCGCCAGCAGCACCUACUUCAGCUACGUCCUGCAGGAGUGCUACGCCUGCAACAACUACCUGCCCAGCGCCAAGUGCGACAGUCUGCCCAUCAACGCCACCUGUGUGUCGAUGGAAGCCGCCGUCAGCACCACCGUCGCCCCCACCACCACUGUUGCCCCCACGACCACUGCUGCCCCAGUCACCACCACCGCCGCGGCCCCAACCACCGCCCUGCCACCUGGCGAUACCACCGUGUCUGUUCCAACGCCACCCACUGACGACCCCAGCACCACUCCCAGCAACCCCGGUACCCCCGGCAGCGACGACACCAUCACGCCGACGGGCAGCACCAUUGCCGUGCCCCAGCCCCCCUCCCCCAGCGACGACAAUGUGCCCACCCCACAGACGCCCGUGCCCACUGCCCCGGUCAUCAACAACGGACCCCCGACGUCGACCUCGGCCCCAUCCGUCAAAUAAGCUCGAGACGAUCGCCUCCAAAUCCCUGCAUUUUCGGCUGAAUAAAGUGUUGCCACACUUCACACACGAAGCAUAAAUUAUUUAUAAAUUUAAACAGCCCAGAAAUAGCUUAAAAUACAAAAAACUUGAUUGUAUACUUUCAA